Molecule: messenger RNA, 303 nt
Organism: Striga hermonthica
Lineage: Eukaryota; Viridiplantae; Streptophyta; Magnoliopsida; Lamiales; Orobanchaceae
Source: the annotation of a GenBank genome assembly
AUGCAUCGAUCAACAAGCUAUUCGUCCACGGGCAGGCCAUCUGACGAGUUCUCAGUGAACUUCUCACCGGCCGCUUUGAAGGGUUUGGAUUCUAACGACUCGUUAACUGGUAACUACAGUACUAAUCACAACGUUAAUGGCGAACUCGUUUCGGAUGAUAUCUCUAAGAAGGAUAUUUCUUUGAGGCCUUCACCAGAAGCAGAAAAGGCUAUUCAUUUAAUCCCACUGGUUUUGUUGAUUUGUUUUUUGAUUCUUUAUCUGCUCUCAAGUCCUGUGACUCGUGACACCAAACCCCUGCAGUGA